GACUUACAAAGUGAACAAAAACAGUAAUGGAAGAAAGAAACUGAUGGGCACACCCACACACACACUAUAAAGUAUAAACUAUGAACAAAACCAGCCAAACUAUACUUGCUUACUUACAAUAUUAAUAACAAUAACAAUAAUAAUAUUUUCUGCUACUGAACAUCCUUGCAGGCAGUGUCUCUGUUCCGUAUCUGUCUCUCUACUCAACAUUUUCUUACAGAGAGAGAGAGAAAGAGAGGCAUUCUUUCUUUCUUUUUAUAGUAGUUUUAAGUCACUGACUGUGGUGUCUGAAAGCUAGUCUUGUAGGGAGGGAUAUUCUUCAUCCACCUGUAGAAGCUACCACUUGCCUUCCCCUCUCUCAUUCUGCUUCUCUUGUCUCCUUCUGGGUUGUUCUCUCUCUGUCUCUGUGCUUGUGUGAUUUAGCAGUGCAUGAAAUUCUCUGCCUGAAAAUGGGUGAAGAAUCCUUAACUACAGUCCCCUUUGACAGAACUGUUGAACAGGCAAUUCUGGCUAUGAAGAAGGGUGCUCAACUACUGAAAUGUGGAAGAAGAGGAAAGCCCAAGUUCUGUCCAUUUAGGCUUUCAACGGAUGAGAAGUACUUGAUUUGGUAUUCCGGACAGGAGGAGAAACAAUUGAGACUGAGCUUAGUUACGACGAUUGUUCCUGGACAAAGGACUAGGCAACUUCAACCAGAUAAAGAGAAUCAAUCAUUUUCACUUAUAUAUACAAAUGGUGACCACUCGAGCUCACUUGAUUUGAUAUGCAAGGACAAUGCGCAGGCUGAUUCUUGGUUUAUAGGCUUAAGGGCUGUGAUAUCCAAGUGUCACCAUUCUAGGCCUUUUUGUGCCCUGAAGAACCACAGAGUAGCACAAAGCUGUGUAAAUAGUCCAGCUGGCUUUAUCAGAAGAAAACAUAAUCUAGGAAUUCUGGAGGAUGACACCGAAUUGUCGCAGGUGCAUAGCUUACAUGGAAGUCCUAUGCAGUCGAUUUCAGACAGGGGUUUUUCCGAUGGAUUGUCUCUUUCUUCUGAUAGCCUUUGUUUCUCGGAAGCGAGUCUUCCACUAUUACAAACUGUGGAGGAUUUCUUAAUUCCACAUACUCCAAAUGCUGAACAACAAAAUAUCAAGAAAAAUGGAUCUGAUAAUGGGUUUGCAGAGUUCCAAAAGAAUAUGUGUCGUAGAAUUAUUGGUUCGAAUCAUAGGUCUCAUCGAACAGAGAAAAAUGAUGUCCUAAAGGAUGUUUUAAUCUGGGGAGAAGGAGCAGGAGGAGGAAAUAUAGGGUGUGUGGGCAACCAGUUUGGUUACCACAGUACAUUGCAAAUGGAUUCUUUAUUGCCAAAAUUGCUGGAACCCACCGUGAUGUUAGAUGUAAGAAAUAUAUCUUUAGGAAGGAACCAUGCUGCCUUAAUCACCAAACGAGGGGAAGUUUUCUGCUGGGGCGAGGGGAGUCGAGGAAAGCUUGGGCAUAAAGUUGACAUGGAUGUGAGCUCUCCAACAAUUGUUGAAUCCUUAGAUGGUUUCCUUGUGAAAUUUGUUGCUUGUGGUGAAUAUCAAACUUGUGCUCUGACAGAUUCUGGUGAACUGUUUGUCUGGGGUGAGAACAAAUAUGGAGGUAAUUUGGUGUGCGAGGAGAGAACUGGAAGCCAGUGGUUACCACGUCAAAUUUCAGGUCCCUUGGCUGGUGUCAGUAUAUCAAAUGUUGCUUGUGGGGACUGGCAUACAGCAGCUGUGUCCUCAUCGGGGCAGUUAUUUACAUAUGGGGAUGGAACUUUUGGGGUUCUCGGUCAUGGGAAUCUUCAAAGUGUUUUUCAUCCCAAAGAAGUUGAAUCUCUUAAAGGUUUGUGGGUAAAAUCUGUUGCAUGUGGAUCAUGGCACACUGCUGCUAUUGUGGACGUCAUUUUUGACCGGUUCAAGUUUAAUGGUGUUGGCGGGAAAUUAUUUACAUGGGGAGAUGGUGAUAAAGGGAGGCUUGGGCAUGCUGAUCUGGAGAAAAAGCUUCAACCAACAUGUGUCGCACAGCUUGUGGAACAUGAUUUUGUUCAAGUUUCUUGUGGAAGAAUGCUGACCGUUGCACUUACCAGGACAGGAAAGAUCUAUACAAUGGGAAGCUCAGUGCAUGGACAGUUGGGGAAUCCACAGGCCAAGAAUAAAUCAAUUGCAAUCGUUGAAGGAAAGCUUAAAGAGGAGUUUGUUAAGGAGAUAUCAUCCGGGACAUACCAUGUUGCCGCCUUGACAUCAGGUGGAAGUGUAUAUACAUGGGGGAAGGGGACAAAUGGACAAUUAGGAUUAGGCAAUGUAGAAGAUAGAAAUGUACCAACUUUGGUUGAGGCUUUGAGAGAUAGACAGGUUCAAAGUAUAGCUUGUGGAUCAAAUUUAACUGCUGCAAUCUGUUUGCACAAAUCUAUAUCUGUUAGUGAUCAAUCAGCUUGUAAAGGUUGUAGAAUGCCCUUUGGAUUUACAAGGAAGAAGCAUAACUGCUAUAAUUGUGGCCUUCUGUUCUGCCGAGUAUGUAGUAGCAAGAAGCUCAUCAAUGCAUCUUUGGCACCUAAUAAAAGCAAGCUUUGUAGAGUCUGUGAUUCAUGUUUUAACAGUUUGCAGAAUAUUACACAUCCAGGUGGAGGUUCCAGGAAGCUGUUGUCCCAACAGAAGGCCUUAUCUGACGAAAAAGAAGAAAGGGGUGGAGCAACCCCGCCUGGGCAUCGUCUACAGUUGAUGAGUCGGCCAUCUCUUGAAAGCCAACCUGGUGAAAGGAAGACCUCGAGAAACCAAGGGGAAAAGCAGCAGCAUUUAGAAACUGUCCCUUCUAUUUCAGCUGGAUUGCCACGAUGGGGACAAGUUUCAUGUCCUGCUAUAUUUGAAUCUUGCUACAGAAUGGAUUCUGUACAUCCCCUGGAACCAAUAUCUUCCAGUUCCAGUUCCUUGAAUUUGGAAGAAGAUAAACAUGAGUCAAACAAUAUUCUUGUUGAAGAAGUUGAGAGACUAAGAGCACAGGCGAAGGGCCUCGAAAUGCAAUGUCAAACUGGAAGCCAGAAGAUUCAAGAAUGUCAACAAACAAUAGAGAAAACUUGGUUACUGGCUAGGGAGGAAGCAGCUAAGUGUAAAGCAGCAAAUGGGAUAAUUAAAGCUUUGGUACUAAGGCUUCAUGCAAUGUCCGAUAAAGUCUCAGUUAGGAAAGGAGCAGAAGACGGAGGGGAUCCGUAUCAGCCUCAGACCAGACCUGACUACACAGAUACCCCUACUGUGUUUGCCUCAACUCAUUCACCUCUUCGAGUUAGAUUGCCAAAAGACUGCAACGUAGAAAGUUUAUCUAGCUCUCCUAUUGUGUUUUCCAAUUCGCUAAAGUCCUUGGAUGGGAGAGAGUUGUGCCAUGAAAACAGUAUGCUAGGGGAAGAUUUACAUGACUCGACAACAGAUCCUCGACGGAAGGGAACUAACGCGUCAAAGCUCGAAUGGGUAGAACAGUACGAACCUGGUGUAUACAUUACAUUUACAGUUUCGCCAGGCGGAGAAAAGGGUCUAAAGCGAGUCAGGUUCAGCCGUAAACGAUUUGCCGAGAAAGAAGCAGGGCGAUGGUGGGAGGAGAAUGAAGUUAUGGUAUACCAGCAUUAUGGCAUUGAAGGAUACAACAAAUCAAAUCAAAAUCAGGAAAAGAGCUGAUUUUUACUUGCUUUUUACAGUAGGUUGCUAUAUAUUGAUUCUCACACCAAAAAGGGCAGCGAUUGUAUAAUUUCUCUUAGGAUCCUUCUCUGUAAGCUCUGUACAGAUCCCGGAUUAGGUAUGUUGUCAAGUUAUUCAGUAAAUGACUCAUCUAAAUAUCUCAGCAACUUGAGGUGGAUGAUCCAAGUUCUGAAGAUGAAGUUUUUUGCACGAGAUGAGAAAAGUUUCAUGUAAUUAAAGCUUCAUGUAGUGUUUAAGUCUUUUGCCUA
Molecule: messenger RNA, 3925 nt
Organism: Populus nigra (black poplar)
Lineage: Eukaryota; Viridiplantae; Streptophyta; Magnoliopsida; Malpighiales; Salicaceae
Product: PH, RCC1 and FYVE domains-containing protein 1-like
Exons: 9
Coding region: 450-3656 (1068 amino acids)
Molecular function (GO): metal ion binding
Source: RefSeq, a predicted model, not a curated record